AUGGUACGCUCAGUCUCGCCGAGCGCGCCGCCGCGCUCGAAAGACCGCGACCGGUCCAGCCGUCCUUCAUCAGCAAUCGCGACCUCAUCCUUCCUUCACGGCUCGCCCUCGCGCUCAGGCAGCGCAAACGCGGGCGCGUCCGUCAGCAAAGGGAUGGAUGACUCGACUGGCAAGGCGGCGGCCGCAGGCGAUGGUACGGAUUUGAAGCAGGACGCGCCGAAGGUUGCGCGGAUCCUGAGCGUUCAGCAGACGGAGGGUAUGGGCAAGACGUAUCUGUGCGUGCUCGAGGGUAGCGGGAAGAAGGUCCAACGGACCCGCUCUCAGCUUCGCGACCUCGCGCCCGACCUCCUCUCCGCCUUCGACGGCUCGCAGAAGUCUGCAAGCGCUACUACAUCUCGCUCGUCUUCCUCCGACUCCGAUGCGGCCGUUGCGGCAGUUCUGCGCAGACGGAGGGGCGCCUCAAGGGCGGCCAAACCAUCGACGAAGGGCAAGGGAAAGGCGCGCGCGGUCGACGAUGACGACGAGGAGAUGCAGGAUGCAGAGGGUGAUGCAGGCGGGAGCAGCGAUGAGCCCGACAACUCAGCCGACGAGACAAUGGACGAGCCGUCAUCGACUUCGGCGUCUGAGAAUGAGGACAGCGAGGACGACAUGUCGGACGACGAGCUGGCGAUCGGGUCGCGAAGGCGUCGCUUAAGGAAGGGCAAGGCGAAGGCUGUGAAGCCGACGCGUCGCUCCGGGCGCCGCGAGGGGAAGAAGGCGAAGCGCUAUGACUUUGGCGACGGCAGCGGCCCGUCGGACGACUCCGGCGCAGAGUCCGUCUCCGCCACGACGUCGUCUUCUGGCUCGGCGCGCGAGACGCGUGCCUCGAAGGCGAGGAAGACGCGGUCGUCGCCGGAGGAGGGCGAGUCGAGGUCGGGCGAGUCGAGCGACGAGCUAUCGAUGACGGCCCGUCCGCGCCGCGUUCAACCCCAACCGCCUCGCUCGCCGGCGAAGAAGCCGCACGUCCCACUGCGCAAGUCGACCGCCGCCGUUGUGGACUCGGAGGAAGAGGGCGAGGAGCAGGACGAGCUGGCGUCCGACUCGGCGCAGGGAGAUGUGCAGGAAGUUGGACAGAGGCCGCAGGACCAGCAUCGCGAGACCUGCGCCAAAUGCGGUCAAGCCUCGGCUUCCGAGCUGUUCCGUCUCCUCAACGAGCGCAAGCGUCGUAAGAAGCCCGGUCGUAAGCGGAAGCGUGACAUCCUCGAGGAAGACACCGACGCAGAGGAGGAGCGACUUGAGAAGCUGGGCGCUUGGGUGGAGUGCGGCGUCUGCUGCGUCGCCUAUCACUUCGGCUGCCUUCCCGCCUCGCAGAAGCGCGAGAUCACCGACCAGCUCAAGGAAGAACACCUCGCUCUCUACGAGACCGUCGACACCGCCGACAAGCCCGCCACCCUCGCCGUCCCCGCCGGUACGACGACAGGCGGAUCGAGCCUGACACCCGUCACCGCCUCGACCUCCGCGUCGGCUGCGACUUCAAAGUCCGGCUCGCCUCGCCUCGACAUUCCAAAACGCGAGAAGUACGAGCUCGACCCCGAGCGGGUGUUCACGAUGCGCAAGUGCCCGUCGUGCAAGAAGAUGGGCGGAAGGAGGUGCUUCGUUUGCGGCGUUAGUGGGAAGGUGGUCACCAAGCGCGAGCGGGAGGAGCUGGGCAAGAAGGGUGAUGAGCCGGCGGAAGGUGCGGAGCAGGCUGCCAAGCUGGGGGAGGAUAACAAGGAGCAGACAGGCAACGCAGAUGCGACGAUGGCGGAUAGUCACGCUGAGGUCUCGAAGAAGCCUGACGCCCCGGAGAUUGUCCCCGGUCAGAUGUUCCGUUGCUCGAGGUGCAAGCGCGUCGCUCACUACGGCUGCCUCGACAACGACGAACCGGAUUGGACAUUCGAGCAGCACUGCCAGUCGUACUUUGACUGGCAGAUCUGCCACGACUGCUACAACUUCAACGUCCCGCUCGACGUCAUCCUCGCCUGGAGGGAGACGCAGCCUGUCGCUGACGUCGGACCGGACGAUGUGGAGUCCGAUGACGAGGUCGUGGAGCGGAUUGAGGGCGAGAAGCGGGUCGACGAGAAGACCAAGAAGGUCGUGGUCCUGCCAUCCCCAAAGGACCUGCGUGCCAGUGCCGAGUACCUCGUCAAGUGGCAGGAGAUGAGCUACCGGCACCUCGUCUGGGUUCCGCACGCCUUCCUCGCCGCCGCCUACCCGAGCAAGCUUGCCAACUUCCUCAGCCGCGGAUCGACGGUCACGUUCGAGCCUGCGAACGACGAUGACGACGAGGACGCCGACCCGACCGAUGUCAAGCACGAGAACGAGGAAGCCCCCUUGCCGGACCCGAACGCGCUCGACCGAAUUCCGAAAUCGUGGCGGACUGUCGAUCGCAUCCUCGACGUCUGGUUCGACCACCCGAAGAAGGAGGGUGAGCACGUCGGCUUCACCGAGUACCGCAAGAAGCUGCCGCAGGACGCCGACGAUAGCAUCAAGCUCGUCUCGCAGUGCUACAUCAAGUGGGGAGAGCUCCCGUAUGCACAGUCCACGAUCGAAGCGCCGCCGGAGGAGGACGAGGAAGGCUACGAUGCGUUCGUCAAGGCAUACAAAGCGUUCCUCGCAGCUUCCGAGCCGAGUAUGAGCGUACCGAAGCUCAACAAGAAGCAGAUGGACGAACUCGACCGUCCUCGCGACCCAAAGCGCUUUAAGCCUCUCGAAGCUCAGCCGGACUACAUCAGCGGCGGAAAGCUGAUGGACUUCCAGAUUGCCGGUGUCAACUUCCUCCGCUACCAAUGGUGGCAGCGCAAGGGCUGCAUUCUCGCCGACGAAAUGGGUCUCGGCAAGACCUGCCAGAUCAUCAGCUUCCUCAGCUACCUCAACCGCGACGAAGGCGCUCGACCUUUCCUCGUCGUUGUCCCUAACUCGCUCAUUGGCAAUUGGAUGCGCGAGUUCGAUAAGUGGGCACCGACGAUGCGAGUCGUCCCGUACAACGGCGACGGCGAGUCCCGCAAGAUCAUCGAGGACUACGAGCUCUUCGAUUCUCGCGGUUCCCUUAAGACGCACGUCGUCCUCGCCACCUACGAGGCUGUCCAGGGCAAUGCUCGCGUCUUCCGCCGCGUCGAUCGCUGGGAUUGUCUUGUCGUUGACGAAGGUCAGCGUCUCAAGGGCGGCAAGGACAGCCAGCUCUACAACGCCAUCGCAUCGCUCAGGAUCGCACAACGUGUCAUUCUUUCUGGCACGCCCCUGAAUAACAACCUUCGCGAGCUGUUCAACCUUCUCGCUUUCAUCAACCCGGCCGAAUUCACCGACAUCGAGGCGUUGACGCGCCGUUUCGCCGAACUGACGCCCGAGCUGGUCGAGGAGGUCCGCGAAAUGCUCAAGCCGUACUUCCUUCGUCGGACGAAGGAUCUCGUUCUCAAUCUGCCGCCGCUGCUCGAGGUCGUUGUGCCGGUCAGCAUGACCGUCCUGCAGCGCCAGAUCUACCGCGGCAUUCUCGAACGCAACGCCGGCGCCAUCCGCUCAAUCGUCCAGAAAUCGGGGACGAACACGAAUGGCCGCGCCAAGCCGAAGAAGAGCAACUUCAGCAACAUCCUCAUGGAGCUGCGGAAAGCUCUUUGCCACCCGUACCUCGUUGACGACGACAUUGAGCCGCGCAACGUGACGCCGCAGCAAAGCCAGGUCAACCUGACGGAAGCCUCCGCCAAGUUCGUCCUGCUGGCGCGCAUGCUUCCGAAGCUCAAGGCCGCAGGUCACCGCGUCCUCAUCUUCUCGCAGUUUAAGCUCACGCUCAACAUCGUCGAACGCUUCUUGGCCGGUCUCGAGCUCAAGUACCUCCGCCUCGACGGUGACACUCCGCAGCUCGAGCGUCAGCGAGACGUCGACACGUUCAAUGCGCCUGGGUCCGAGUACUUCGCGUAUUUGCUCAGCACGAGGGCUGGCGGUGUCGGUCUGAACAUCACCUCGGCGGACGUUGUCAUCAUCUACGACCAGGACUUCAACCCGCAGAUGGACAUCCAGGCCAUCUCUCGCGCUCAUCGCAUCGGUCAGACGAAGCCUGUCCGCGUCUUCAAGCUGCUCGUCAAGGGGACGUGCGAGGAGAAGAUUCUCAACGCGGGCAACAAGAAGCGUGGCCUCGAGCACCUGAUCAUCCAGCGCAUCGACGCUCAGGACGAAAGCGAAGACAUGGAGUCGAUGCUUCAGUUCGGCGCGAAAGCUGUCUUCGACGAAGCCGCUGCCGAGGCAGCGGCAAUCCGAUACAACGACUCGGACAUCGACGCCUUACUCGCCAAGACGGCCGAGCCCAUCGAGAAGGAAUCCGACUCGUCGGCUACCUUCUCCCACGCGCAGAUCUGGGUGCGCGAGAACGGCGAGCUCGAUGCCGCACCGCAGGAAGCUGCGGAACCCGCCGCGGACAGCACCGAGGAUUUGCAUGACUUCUGGAGCAAAGUCGUCGAGCAACAGCAGGAAGCGGAGAAGGCGAGCAAGGCGGCGCAGGCUGCGACCGUCGGACGCGGCAAGCGGAGACGAGCUCAGGUUAACUACAAGAUCGGCGGCGAGUCGCCUAACAAGCAGGCGAAGAAGCUGGAUUCAAAGAGCCCGUCCGCGCACGACCAUUCGUCCGGCGACGAAUACCGCAUGCGUCCAGACGAGCUCGACUCGGACGACGAAGCAGCCGCUGCGAUGGACGUCGACGACGGCUUGCAGGAAAUCGAAGGCAUUGCCAAGCCGCCUCCGCUCGCUCGCCUUGACCCAGCACAGACACCUGGCGCGACCAACUCGGACGCAAGCAAGUCGCAGGCUCGGAAGGGCGUCGUGACGGAUUCCGCAGAACUCGCUGCCUUGCGUGCAGAGAAGGCGAAGAAGCGGACGGACGCAAUCGAUGCCCUCUUUCGCGCGGCAGGCGACCUCAACGACAAGACUUCGCUCGAUCUGCUUCGAAGUGCUCGCUCUUCCGACUCGCGCAAGGAGCAGACCUCUCUCCUCCGCCAAGCCACACACCGCAUCGAAUCGCUUCGCCAGCAGCUCCGCCAACACCCUCUCGCAGCGAACUCCUCCGUCGUCAACCGACCGCAACCGAUGGCCUCGUCUUCCGGCUCGCACGCGAAGAAUGCUCCGUCAGUCUCGCAUGCCCAGCCUGCUCCGCCGAGCGAACGAGCGACUGCACAAGGCGACAAGGGCCCGGCCAAGGCGCAACCACUCGCCGGCGGAUCGCAGCUUUCUGAAGCAGACGCGCAGAGGCAGGUCAAGGAGCGGGAGGAAGCGAAACGGCUGCGGAAGGAGAAGCGCGCACGCGAGUUGGAGAAGCAACGACAAGCGGAUGCUGCGGACAGACCGCCAGCCACAUCGGUCCCGCCCACGGCCGCCGAGCCGCCCGCCGCAUCAGUCGUCGCUGCUCCAGCACGCUCAGGCGUCGAGCCUGCAUCCGUCUGGAAGCGGCCAACGCCACCUUCUGCGGCGGCUUCUCGUUCGCCGACUCUGGCUUCGCCUUCAACCCUCAAGCCGUUUUCGCUCCCGCCGCACGCUUCCACAUCCGCUUCUGCGAGCGGCAAGUCAAAGUCGCCAACGAUUCUCGCCGCCCCCGCGAUGGCGCCGUCAAGGUCGGGCGACAAGUCCGAUUCUUCCAAGUCGUCCACCUCGUCGUCGUCGAAGUACAAGCAGUCAACACUGUCUUUCGGCCGUCCGGCUCCCAAGGCUUCGUCCAGCGGGACGUCAACGGCGCCCGCCCCCGCCAAGGCGUCACCCCCUUCAUUGUUCGCUGCGUCCCGCCAGCCUCCCCCUUCCUCGUCCGCCACCGGCACAGACGCGCAACCCAAAGCGUCGACUGCCGUCGCGAAGCCUCCGCCUGCCGUUCCCCGGUCCGCGCCCGUCGCCAAGAAGGCCGAAAUCCUCGUCAUUUCCGACUCUGAAGAUGAUUCUUAG
Rhodotorula toruloides NP11 is the source of this 5934-nucleotide messenger RNA. Its product is annotated as chromatin remodeling complex subunit, Chd3. The transcript has 25 exons. Gene Ontology annotation, cellular component: chromatin; nucleus. The coding region runs from base 1 to 5934 and encodes 1977 amino acids. NCBI's taxonomy places the organism in Eukaryota, Fungi, Basidiomycota, Microbotryomycetes, Sporidiobolales, Sporidiobolaceae. Gene Ontology annotation, molecular function: histone binding; ATP-dependent chromatin remodeler activity; DNA binding. Gene Ontology annotation, biological process: chromatin remodeling; negative regulation of transcription by RNA polymerase II. The record is from RefSeq and is a predicted model, not a curated record.